AUGCCAACCAGUGCGGGAACGCGCUUGGAUGCGUGCAGAGAGGAGCCGGCGCGCGGGGGCCCGGACGCGAUCCGCUUCGUGCACGCGCCCGCCGAGGCCACGGGCCUCCCGGGGGGGUCUUUCGACAUGGUGUCGAUGUGUCUGACUGCGCACGAACUCCCCCAGGCGGCGACGCAGGCCAUCUGCCGCGAGGCGCUGCGCCUCCUGCGGCCCGGCGGCGUCUUCGCGAUCAUGGACAUGGAUCCGGAGGCCCCCGAGUUCCGUCGCAUUCUCGACAAUGUGUUUGCGUACACGGCGUUCCGGUCGACCGAGCCCUGGCUCGGGGAUUACGCCACGCUCGACGUGCACGCGAGCUUGCGCGACGCCGGCUUCGCGCGCACGAUGCAGCGCGCGUGCAGCCCGAAGCACCGCGCGAUCGUCGGCAUCAAGGACGCUGCGUGA
Molecule: messenger RNA, 441 nt
Organism: Pedinophyceae sp. YPF-701
Lineage: Eukaryota; Viridiplantae; Chlorophyta; Pedinophyceae
Source: the annotation of a GenBank genome assembly